This is a messenger RNA of Lemur catta (Ring-tailed lemur), 1799 nucleotides long. Its product is annotated as cholesterol side-chain cleavage enzyme, mitochondrial. Gene Ontology annotation, molecular function: oxidoreductase activity, acting on paired donors, with incorporation or reduction of molecular oxygen; heme binding; iron ion binding. The record is from RefSeq and is a predicted model, not a curated record. The transcript is spliced from 9 exons. Lineage: Eukaryota; Metazoa; Chordata; Mammalia; Primates; Lemuridae. Bases 4 to 1623 code for a protein of 539 amino acids. Gene Ontology annotation, biological process: cholesterol metabolic process; glucocorticoid biosynthetic process; C21-steroid hormone biosynthetic process. Gene Ontology annotation, cellular component: mitochondrial inner membrane.
GUCAUGCGGCAGGCCCUGCUGCUGCGGAGCAGCUACAGUGGCAGUUGCAGGGACAGCAUGCUGGCCAAGGGGCUUCCCCUGCGCUCAGUCCUCGUCAAAGGCUACCAGCCCUUCUUGAAUGCCCCCCGUGAGGGCCCGGGGCAUCCCAGGGUGCCCACUCGUGAGGGUGGUGGCAUCUCCACCCGAAGUCCUCGCCCCUACAAUGAGAUCCCCUCCCCUGGUGACAAUGGCUGGCUAAACCUGUACCGUUUCUGGAGGGAGAUGGGCACACAAAAAAUCCACCAGCACCACCUCCAGAAUUUCCAGAAGUAUGGACCCAUUUUCAGGGAGAAGCUUGGCAACCUGGAAUCGGUUUUCAUCAUCGACCCUGAAGAUGUGGCUAUUCUCUUUAACGCCGAGGGUCCCAACCCGGAACGCUACCUCAUCCCACCCUGGACGGCCUAUCACCAGCAAUACCAGAGACCCCUGGGAGUCCUGUUGAAGAGUUCGGGAGCCUGGAAGACAGACCGGCUGGCCCUGAACCAGGAGAUGAUGGCUCCAGAGACCAGGAAGAACUUUGUGCCCCUGCUGGACGUAGUGUCUCAGGACUUUGUCAGUGUCCUGCACAAGCGCAUCAAGCAGCAGGGCUCUAAGACCUUCUCAGGGGACAUCAGCGAGGAUCUGUUCCGCUUUGCCUUCGAGUCUAUCACCCAUGUCAUGUUUGGGGAGCGUCUGGGAAUGCUGAAGGAGACAGUGGACCCCGAGGCCCAGGAGUUCAUCGACGCCAUAUACCAGAUGUUCCACACCAGCGUCCCCCUGCUCAACUUACCCCCAGACCUGUUCCGUCUGCUCAGGGCCAAGACCUGGAGGGAUCACGUGGCUGCGUGGGAUGUGAUUUUCAGUAAAGCUGAAAAAUACACCCAGAACUUCUACCGGGACUUAAAACAGAAAAGAGACUUUGGUGACAAUUACCCUGGCGUCCUCUACAGACUCCUGGAAAACAGCAAGCUGCCCUUCGAGGACAUCAAAGCCAACAUUACUGAGAUGCUGGCUGGAGGUGUGGACACGACGUCCAUGACCCUGCAGUGGCACUUGUACGAGAUGGCACGCAACCUCAAGGUGCAGAACAUGCUGCGGGCAGAGGUCCUGGCCGCUCGGCGCCAGGCCCGGGGAGACAUGCUCGCCAUGGUGCAGCUGGUCCCGCUCCUCAAAGCCAGCAUAAAGGAGACGCUGAGACUGCACCCCAUCUCUGUGACCCUGCAGAGAUAUCUUGCGAACGACUUGGUUCUUCAAGACUAUCUGAUUCCCGCCAAGACGUUGGUGCAGGUGUCCAACUAUGCCCUGGGCCAAGAACCCAAGUUCUUCUUCAACCCGUGGAAUUUUGACCCAACCCGAUGGCUGAACAAAGACAAAAACAUCACCCACUUCCGGAACCUGGGCUUUGGCUGGGGUGUGCGGCAGUGUCUGGGCCGGCGGAUCGCUGAGCUUGAGAUGACCGUUUUCCUUAUCCAUAUGCUGGAGAACUUCAAAGUUGAAAUCCAGAGUCUCAAGAACGUGGACACCACGUUCAACCUCAUCCUGACGCCCGAGAAGCCCAUUAUCUUCACCUUCCGGCCCCUCAAGCAGGACGCCGCCCAGGUGUGAUCAGAGACGGUGGCAGCAGCCAUGUGGGAGGAAGGUUCGGGCAGGACCCGUGGAGUCUCCGCGUCUUCAGUUCUCUGUCCCCAGCCCUGCUGCAUCUGCCAGCCGCUGAGCUGGUGGAUUGGGCUCUCAGGGGUCACCUGCCCCAGCUCACGAAGACAAUAAACAGCUGAACUAUG